AUGAUGAGCUCGACCGGAUUCGCGGCUCUCCCUGGUCCUAACAAGCACCAAGUAAAAGAUAGUGGUCAUCACUCUAAAGCCCAGAAGGCGAGUUCAAAAGAAGCUAGAGCAGCGCGGAGACGGCAAUUGAGAGAAUACUACAAUCUUGGCUCUGCGAAUCAACGCACCACCACCACCGCUGCUGUACCACCAGAAGCAAACACGAGUCGAUCUGAUCGUGGUGAAGAUGCCGAUCCAUCAACACUCACCCCGCAUGCCCAUGCCCAGAAGUUGACCCCGCUACAAACCUAUUUGAAGCACCUUGACUCGUUGCGCGAAGAGCAGCAAGAUCAAAUGGUUCAAAAUUCAGGUUUGCCAGCGCCGGCGAUACCCAGUGGCGACGACUGGGGGAAUGUGGAACAAGGUCAAGAACUCGAUCAUCAGUCAUUGAAUUCUAAUUCAAACUCGAUUUCGUUGAAUUCUUAUACUACUGCCUCUUUGCUUAAUCCCAUGCCUUCGCCACAACCACCAGCAGCAGGACUGCCAUUACCAGCAGCACCGCAAGUUGAUGAAGAGUUGGAAAGUUUAAUCGCAAAAGAAAUCGCUCAACAUGAAUUUGGCCCCGAUGACUAUGCAACUCUCCAGGAAAUGUUGUUUGCGGAGAUACAUCACGGUCCAGGAGCUGCUGUUAAUUGUACUUUGGAUGAGUGCUCAUCUUUGGGGAAUUUCAAUCUAGGCAGUUAUUCUUGGUCCGAGGAAUGUGAGCAGCAACAGCAACAACAACAACAACAACAACAACAACAGAAGGAGCAACAGAAGGAGAAGCAGAAGGAAAAGGAGAAAAGGACGCAAUUUGGAGUGGUGCCGCCCAACAUUUUCCUCUUGCGCACGUUAUCCACGUAUCAAUUCGAGGACUAUGAUUUGGAAGAUAUGCGCAGGGAGGACGCUAGACAGCAACAGCGUAGAGCCAAUGCUCAAACAAUUAAAAUGGCUCCCCACGCAGAACCUGACUUUAUUCACGUUGCGAGCAAUGAAAAUGAAAAUGAGACUUUUUCAUGUGACGAUCCCUUGCGUGUCAUGCUUGAAACAAGUGAUCCAUUCUACAAGGAUGCGUGGGGCAAGCGGUAUAUCGAUGAGGAAGACGGGUUUGCAAAGUUGCCCACGUAUAAUCCCUUUGCUGUUGAAUUUGCCGGUGAUUUUUAA
Molecule: messenger RNA, 1182 nt
Organism: Lodderomyces beijingensis
Lineage: Eukaryota; Fungi; Ascomycota; Pichiomycetes; Serinales; Debaryomycetaceae
Source: the annotation of a GenBank genome assembly